AUGGAAGCUAUCGCCGCCGCGAGUAGUGUGGCAGGAAUACUCAGUCUACUGGGCCAAAGUAUCGAUGGUGUCUCGAAACUCAGAGGGUUCUUCUUGAAUGUCUCGUGUGCUUCCAGACACGUCAGUCUUUUUCUCUACGACAUCAAUUGCCUCCUGGAAGCCCUUCAUGCUGCCAAACAGCUUGUCGACAGGCUACCUGAGGGCUUCAAGGACUCACAUAUUACUGCCCUACAGAUACAGCUUGACUUUUGCACCAAGGAUGUUCAUCGGUUGCUCGAAAGCGCGAGUUCCCUUCGCCCGGCUUCAGAGAUUGGGGCAAAGGCCUGGAUGAAGAAGUUUUGGAAUGCUGUUAAUAAAGAUGUUUUAAGCAACGCACGCGAAGAACUCGAAAGACACAGACAAGCCAUUGAGCUUAGCCUGACAGUCCUAGGAAGGACGCUCGACAUUUCUGCAGCAGUAAACAUCAAGAAACUUGACAGUAAAAUUGAUACAGGUACUGCGGCGUCACUGUCCAAGAUCGAGGAGCAGAAUGUUGUCCUCGAGAGGAUCGAGUCACAUACGAAAAGCAGAGUGCAAAGUUCUGCAGACAGUGUGCAGAGUUUACGGAGUAUAGCAAGUUCGCUAUCAAGGAUGGAAGCUUUGGCCGCCUCAGCCGCUAGUACUUCGAUAUCACAAAGAUCGAAUGACUUGAAAGAACCAAAAUCCAAUCAACGGUCUAGACGCCGGGCAACCGGGGAUUUUGUCCCAACAUAUCAACGAGGCUCCCCCAGGACGUCAUGGAGGCGCUCAUCGGCCAGCGCACAAAGCUUGCCGGCUGUUCCAACCAUCCCGGAGACAUAUUCUCACCUGUUUGAAGACCUGCCGGAAUCUAAAGGCUGA
Molecule: messenger RNA, 879 nt
Organism: Letharia lupina
Lineage: Eukaryota; Fungi; Ascomycota; Lecanoromycetes; Lecanorales; Parmeliaceae
Exons: 2
Coding region: 1-879 (292 amino acids)
Source: RefSeq, a predicted model, not a curated record